AGGAGGUGGGGGGAAACCACCGGCGGGGCGGGUCGUGUCUCCGGGCUCCCCCCGUUCUCCGUGUCCACACCACGCGCAUUGAUUGGAGCGAGGCUCGGUGCUUGGGGGCCCCGGGGCCGUCGGGACCCUCCGGGCUGGAGCGGGCGGGAGCGGAGCCCGGGCCCCGGUCUGGCGGCGGCGCCAGCAUCAUGGAAUGGCUGAAUGGUUUGGAUUGGAAGGGACCUCAAAGCUUAUCCAGUCCCACCCCUCACAUGGGCAGGGACACCUCACUGGAUCAGGGGCCCAAAGCCUGUCCAGCCUGGCCUUAAGCACCCGGAAACCGGCCCUGAGCCAUCGGUCCCGGAGCAGACACAGCGGGCCCCAGGAGGUGCAGUGUCUGAGUCCCUCUUGGUGUAUGUGUGGUAACAACAUGUCUGUCCCCCUCCUCGCUGACGCAGUGACGGUCUCAGGGGCAGAGCGGGAGACUGCCGCGGUCAUUUUUUUACAUGGCCUGGGCGACACGGGGCACAGCUGGGCUGACGCACUGUCCUCCAUCCGCCUGCCCUAUGUAAAGUACAUUUGCCCUCACGCGCCCCGGAUCCCAGUGACCCUCAACAUGAAGAUGGUUAUGCCCUCCUGGUUUGAUCUGAUGGGAUUGACUCCUGAUGCACCUGAGGAUGAAGCUGGGAUCAAGAAAGCCGCAGAAAACAUUAAAGCAAUUAUUGAGCAUGAGAUGAAGAAUGGGAUCCCACCCAACCGCAUCAUCCUUGGGGGCUUCUCGCAGGGUGGCGCCUUGUCGCUGUACACAGCUCUUACCUGCCAGCACCAGCUGGCUGGCAUCGUGGCACUCAGCUGCUGGCUCCCGCUGCACAAGGCUUUCCCUCAGGCAGCAAAUAACAGCGUGAACAAAGAUAUUGCCAUCCUGCAGUGCCAUGGGGAGAUGGACCCCAUGAUCCCCGUCCGCUUUGGGGCCCUCACAGCUGAGAAGCUGAAAUCUGUCGUCACCCCUGCCAAGGUCCAAUUCAAAACCUACCCUGGUGUGAUGCACAGUUCCUGUCCUCAGGAGAUGAUGGCAGUGAAGGAGUUCAUUGAGAAGCUGCUGCCCCGGAUCUAAGCGGAGCCAAUCGAGACUGUUGCAGGGAAGGACACCAAGGUCGCAGCCGCUGAACUUAUCCCGUGACCCGUCAGCUGCAAAUGGAAGCCAUGGCACCCACCACACCUCCCACCACACCUCUGGCCCCUGCCUCUCCCCUUCUCCCUACACCGUGUCCUCUUCAUCAGGGGUUGCCCCUCUGUCUCUGCUGCUCUUGGAGCCGAGAUUGGAGCUGUCUAAGGCAAGUCUUAGAGUGGCCUUUUCUCUCCUCCUCUUGCUCCAAGCAGUUUCCAUGGACAUCACCAUCCCCUUGACUCCCUGUUCGGGCACCACAGUUUGUGGGUCUGGCACGGCAGGGUGUUGUUGUUGGGACUGGGGUUUUCUUUAACAGUGUUAGGGGUGCGACGUGUCCCCGUGUGGUGGGAGGUGCAGUGUGGGCACAGGGCAGGGCUGGGACAUCCUCGCAGGCUCAGAGCACACCCUGCUUCUCUGCCUUUGGCCUGCCCUCUGCUUAGGUGACUCAUGGGUUUUCAUCAGAGCUCAGGAACCCGGGACUCUCCUGUGAGCACCUCAAGGCCCACGGAACAGCUCUGCUCAGGGCUGGUACCACCAAAGGCCGCCCUGUCUCCCAGUGCUGGCAGAAAGGCAUCCGUGCAGCUCCUGCACCUCUUCACAUGGGGCUCCGGCCCCGGUCCUGUCGCACACGCACACUCCCCAGCAGGCUCACCCCUGCUCCAGCAGCCUCAGCCCUUGGCUUGUGGCAGCUCUGCCCUCAAGAUAAUCGCCUCCUCCUUCUCCUGUUGCUUUUACAAUCUUCUCCUCAGCUUGGCAGGGGUCCCAGAGGCAUCUCCCCUUCCCUCAGCCCAGCUUUGUGCCCUGAGACUCAAAGCGCUGCCAUUUACAGCUGGCAUCCAAGCAGCUUUGCCAGGGAGCCUGCCGAGUGAUGCCCUGGUCCUUAACGUCUCUUUUGCUGCUACUUCUCCUUCCCUUUGGAUUCGGGCUGACCCAGGGAGGGAGAAGAGAGGAGAGGCUCCUGGCACAGCUGGAGGAAGCAAGUUUCUUCCUAGCCAUCAUCUCACCAGCAUGGAACACCCAGAUGCCGCUGUGCCCCAUCCGGCAAGGCAGUGCCGGGGUCUCCAUGCUCCCCAGGACCGGGGCUGUGGGUUCUGUUGGCUUCUCCAUGUACAAUCGCCCGUUUCCCCUGGACUCCCUCGCUUGGUGGGCUGAAGGCUGCAGCCGCGGGUUGUCCUCUCCUGGGCGGUGGCUGGGGCAUGGCAGAGCAGCUCCCUGGGCACAGAGCCCCGAAUGUCUCCUCCACGGGUGGGUUGCUGGCCGUCCCCUACCCUUCCAUUCGCUGUUGAGCAGCGCUGUCCAUCUCCUCGCCUUUCCUCCAUGGGCUGAGCCCACUGCUCUGCUGGGCCCUCCAGGUUGGAGCUGCAUGCGUCUUUUAAGGAAAACCACCACCAAACCCUCCCAUCUUAUGUGCUCCGGCUGUGGGUCCGUGCCCUGAGCACUCCUCAGCCCAGCUUGCCCGUGGGCUGUGGCCAUCCUUGCCACACUGGGGCCAGCACCUCCCGAGGGCAAGGGCUGUUCCAGGGGUAGGGGGGGGCUCGGUGCUGCAGGGCUCUGCUUCUGCCCUGCCCUUCCCUUCCCACCUGGGAUGCGCAAAGCAAUAACCUGCUCUCUGGAGAGUCAGAUCUGUCAGACCCAUCCUUGGUUGGUUUCUUGGGUUGGGGGUUGUUUUUUUUCCCCCAUUUUUGGAAGUUUUAAACCAGUAAACCUGCUGCUGGCGUCAGGAGGAGCCUGGCUCUUCCCCUACUUUUGGGGUUCAGUCCUGCUGUUCCUUCUAUGUUGUCUGUUUGAAAGCUGCUGUGUCCUCCCCUCCAUUGGGCAGGUGGAGAGGCAAGAGGGGCCAGCUGGGAUGGGAACGUAGCUCCCUGCAGGUCACCAAGGGUGGGCGGACAGACAGACUGACCUAUUCGACUGUGAACUGGAACAGUGUGCGUGUCAGGGGCCAGUGGGGACUCGUGGCCAUCCUUGAGGACGGCGUGGAAGGCUGUGCUGGCCCCUUUGCAGAGCAUUCCUGCUCACUCCCCACCUAAGCAGCACAUGUCUGCUGAGGACCCGGGAGGGAGAAUGGCUUCUCUCCAUUCCUCAAACAGCUUUUACUAUUUCUUCUCUAUCUCUUUCGUCUUCCUUGUAAAUGUUUGGGGUUUUUGUGUGUGUGUGAUCCACAGAAUCAGAUACAAGGUUAAAUAAAUCAUAAACCUCUCCCAGACCUGAGCUGGUAUCACUUGUGGCUGGG
This is a messenger RNA of Cuculus canorus (common cuckoo), 3377 nucleotides long. RefSeq names its product lysophospholipase 2 (gene LYPLA2). Gene Ontology annotation, molecular function: carboxylic ester hydrolase activity; palmitoyl-(protein) hydrolase activity. Gene Ontology annotation, cellular component: cytoplasm. The record is from RefSeq and is a predicted model, not a curated record. Gene Ontology annotation, biological process: protein depalmitoylation. The transcript has 10 exons. NCBI's taxonomy places the organism in Eukaryota, Metazoa, Chordata, Aves, Cuculiformes, Cuculidae. The coding region runs from base 194 to 1093 and encodes 299 amino acids.